Triticum turgidum subsp. durum (durum wheat) is the source of this 1053-nucleotide messenger RNA. The record is from the annotation of a GenBank genome assembly. NCBI's taxonomy places the organism in Eukaryota, Viridiplantae, Streptophyta, Magnoliopsida, Poales, Poaceae.
AUGGGCUCCUCCCAUGGCUGGCUCAUCACUGCGGAUGACCGCUCUCAUCUCAUCCUUGUCAACCCCAUAACCGGAAAUAAGGUCGCCAUGCCGCCACCGAAAACCAUGCCCAAUGUCGAGCUCCGUUAUGAAGAGGAUGACCCCAAAUUGGAUGGCUACAAUCUUAUUUAUGUGGACACAGUGCCGCAUGAAUUCCACCGGAAAAUAAAGCCAUAUGGACUUUCACUCGAACAGGGUCGCUUUUGCUUCUACAUGAUUGUAGCCAUGUCGUGCGAGCCGUCCAGUAAAAAUUGCGUCGUGGUACGUGUACACAAGCCUCAAAACCUGCUCUCCUAUGCUAGGGUUGGGGACACCAAGUGGAGUUGGGUUGACACACACGAAGAAUGCAAGAGCUACGUUGAUGUUUUUUACAAUAACGACGAUGGUUUGCUCUAUGCUCUUCGAGGUUGUGGUGAUGUGCAUACCAUUGAUCUCUGUGGAAAAUCUCCACUGGUGAAUAUUGUCUACAAGCACAAGGCGGAUUAUGAUACCGACAGUAAGUAUAUUGUACAAGCGUCAUGGGGUGAUUUAUUUCCGAUAUGGAGAUGGGAUCGAUAUCUUGAGGAUGACGAGGAGGUGGUGGAGGACAACGACGAUAAUGAUGUGGAUGAGGGUGUGGACAAUGCAGAUGUUCUUGUGGAGCAGCGGACCAUGGAGGACGACGACGAGAAAGAGCGUGUGACGGCCCGCUUUGUUGUCUACAAAAUCGACUUUGUCAAACAAAAGCUCACCAAAGUACAUAAUCUCAAAGAUCACACACUGUUCACGGGUUUCAACACUUCAUUUUUAGUUCCGGCAAAGGACUUCCCCACAUUAAUACCCAAUAGUAUCUACCAUACAGAUGACUUGAAUCAUAAUACUUUCUCCAAGAGAUUUUCAGAUAGACGGGCUUUGAUUGACAAGGGCCUUCGGCAGGUUUUCAUCUUCAAUAUGGAAGAUUGUAGUUUCACGAAUAUACUGGCUCCCCAUUCUUCAAGAUUGAAUUGGCCCCCACCGGUUUGGAUCCUGCCAUAA